Molecule: messenger RNA, 1253 nt
Organism: Melospiza georgiana
Lineage: Eukaryota; Metazoa; Chordata; Aves; Passeriformes; Passerellidae
Gene: MEF2B
Product: myocyte enhancer factor 2B
Exons: 8
Coding region: 18-1253 (411 amino acids)
Biological process (GO): positive regulation of transcription by RNA polymerase II
Molecular function (GO): protein dimerization activity; DNA-binding transcription factor activity, RNA polymerase II-specific; RNA polymerase II cis-regulatory region sequence-specific DNA binding
Source: RefSeq, a predicted model, not a curated record
CGGCGGAGGAGGCCGAAAUGGGCCGCAAAAAGAUCCAGAUCAGCCGCAUUUUGGACCAGCGGAACCGGCAGGUGACCUUCACCAAGCGGAAAUUCGGGCUGAUGAAGAAGGCCUACGAGCUGAGCGUGCUGUGCGACUGCGAGAUCGCGCUCAUCAUCUUCAACAGCACCAACCGCCUGUUCCAGUACGCCAGCACCGACAUGGACAAGGUGCUGCUCAAGUACACCGAGUACAGCGAGCCCCACGAGAGCCGCACCAACUCCGACAUCCUCGAGACGCUCAAGCGCAAGGGGCUGGGGCUGGAGAGCCACGAGCUGGAGCUGGACGAGGGCCCGGAGCCGCCCACGGACAGGAGCAGGAGGCUCGGAGAGGGCGCCGACCUGGCCCUGGCGCGGCCCAGGUUUUAUAGCCCGCUGCCGCUGCCCGAGGCCGCCUACGGCAGCUCCCCGCCGGGCCCCGAGGGCUCCCUGGGCUCCCCGCCGGGCCCGGGCCGCCCCCCUGCCCUCAGAGCCGCGGCCCCCAAAGCACCGGGACGGUCCCCGGGGCCGCUGCCCCCAGGGCUCGGCUACCCCCUGUUCCCCGCCGCCAGCCUGGGCCGCGCCCUGGCCACCAAGACGCCGCCGCCGCUGUUCCUGGGCACCGAGGGCCGGCGCGGGGACAGCCAGGGCGGCCUGGCCGGCGGCCGGAGCGGCAGCACCGCGGCGCGGCCGCUGUUCCCCGCCCUGCAGACGCUGAGCCCCGGCAGCUCCGGCCUCCCGAGCCACGGCCUGGCCGGGUUCCCCUUCCUCAGCCCGGCCCCGGCGGAUUUUGGGGCUGGGGAGGUCCCGGCGCCCCCCGGAUUCCUGCAGCCCCCCCAGGCCUGGCAGCACCCCCGGGACGUGGCGGCGCUGGGGGCCAGCAGCCGGAUGGUCCCCGCGGAGGAGCCAGCCGCUGUCGCUGCCGCUGUCGCUGUCGCUGUCCCCGGCGCGUCCCCGCAGCCCGUCAGCAUCAAAUCCGAGCGGGUGUCGCCGGGUCUGGGCUGUGCCCCGGGCACCCCCCAGCCCCCCCUGGCCCCCCUGGCGCCCCUCGGCGAGGCGCCCCGAGCCCCCGGCGAGCUCCAGCCCCGCGAUGGCUUCGCCAAGAGCUUCCCCCCGUUCGCGCAUCGGCCGCUGCCGGACGAGCCCAGGGCGGCUGUCCCCGCUGUCCCCGCUGUCCCCGCUGUCCCCGCGGUCCCCGCGCGGAGGGGACAGCCCGCGGACGUUUGGCAGAGAUAG